Molecule: messenger RNA, 1491 nt
Organism: Trifolium pratense (red clover)
Lineage: Eukaryota; Viridiplantae; Streptophyta; Magnoliopsida; Fabales; Fabaceae
Product: putative clathrin assembly protein At4g40080
Exons: 1
Coding region: 188-1240 (350 amino acids)
Biological process (GO): clathrin-dependent endocytosis; vesicle budding from membrane; clathrin coat assembly
Cellular component (GO): clathrin-coated pit; clathrin-coated vesicle
Molecular function (GO): clathrin heavy chain binding; phosphatidylinositol-4,5-bisphosphate binding; 1-phosphatidylinositol binding
Source: RefSeq, a predicted model, not a curated record
AGCGUUUGAGUGUUUGACCUUAUUAUAUACCAACCAAAAUAAAAUAAAUAAAUAAAUCACCAAAAUGGCAAAAUCUUUCUCAAACUCAACUCUCUUAACACAAACCACACACCUUUAAAUAUAAAAAAAAUCUCCACAAACUCAAUCUUCACUUUCACAACAUUCAUUCAUUCAUUUUUCAUCUUCAAUGGCUAAACAAAAAAAACUAAAAACUCUCACAAACAAUCUCAAAGACAAAGCUUCAGUAAUCUACGCAUUACUCUCCAUCAAACGCCACGUGUCAUCCAUCCAACUCAACAUCCUCCGUGCAACUUCCCACACCCUCUCAUCUCCACCGUCCGAUUCACAAAUCACCGCCGUACUCACCACCGCCAACACCUCCCACACUCUCCCUCGCGCCUGCAUCAACUCUCUCAUGGAUCGUCUUCACCGAACCAAAAACUCAACCGUCGCAUUAAAAUGUCUCUUCACUCUUCAUAACAUCACAAUCAAAGGCUCUUUCAUUCUUAAAGAUCAAUUAUCUUGUUACCCUUCUUAUGGUGGUUAUAAUUUUCUUAAUCUUUCUACUUUUCGUGAUGACUCGGAUUUUGAAUCGGUUCAACUCAGUUCUUGGGUUCGUUGGUAUGCAACUAUUGUCGAACAAAUUUUAACCGUUUCAAGAAUCUUGGGUUAUUAUCUAAACACUAAUACUUCAACGAAUUCAACAAAAGACAAAGAUUUUGUAUUGGGUUUACGUUUGUCGAGUUUGUCGAAUGCUGAUUUGUUAUAUAAGAUAGAAUGUUUGGUUGUUUUUGUUGAACAAGUUAGUGAUGUUCCUGAAUCAUUGGAAUUACAGAGAAAUGAAUUGGUUUAUGAGAUUGUGAGAAUGGUUGGUGAAGAUUAUAGAAAAGUGCAAGGUGAGAUUUUGUUCAGAUUAGAAGAACUUGGGAGAAGAAUUGAAGAAGAUUUUGAUGUGGGUGAGUUGAACGAGUUAGUGAGUUAUUUGAAGAGAUUAGAAGAAAGUAAAGAAAACUUGGUGCUUUUGUUUGUGAAUAGGAGAAAAAAUAAUGGGUUUUGGGAAUUGAUUAAGGAGAUAAAGAUGAAAGGGUUGAAGAAGAAGGAGGAGAUUGAAGGGAAAUGGAUUACGGUGGUGGUGAAUAGUAGUAACACGGUGGUGACUGAGUUGACUCGGUUUACAAAUCCGUUUCUUGAACCGGGACAAUAUUUGCAGGUCCCACCAAAUUUUGCAACGGUAAGGUGACAUAUGGCAACGGUCGUUUUACUUUUCUUUUUUUGUCUGUAAAAAUAUUCAACAAAGUUGAGUUGGUCUAUCUUUUUCUUUUGUAUUUUUUUGAAUAUUUUUUCUACUUUUUAUUUUGGAAUUUGCACCUUCCAGUUGGAGGGAGGUGUGAUGAAAUUCUUUUUGUUGAUUUUUUUUUGGAGUGGGGUUCUCUGCGGUUGUGUGCAUAAUUAAAGUGGAAACCUAGUAUAUACAGAUUAUAACUUUUGUAA